GGAGUGAUCUGAUACGGACUACACCCUGCCGCUGCCUCACUGCCCUGGCUUUCUUUGCUGCCCCAGCCUUGACGUCGGUGAACGCGGAAGUGUGGGUUACAUUGGAGACUUCAAUUCGUCUGUAGGCUUUUCUCUGAAUUGAAAUUAAUUGGAAACCUUACUUCCAAAGCUGUAGGCAUUUUUAUAUAGCAUCAAUUUCUUGAACAUGUCUUGGCAAAGCUACGUGGAAAACCUGAUGGCCGAUGGCAGCUGUCAGGAUAGCGCCAUUGUUGGGUUUACGGACGCCAAAUAUGUUUGGGCAGCACAUGCCGGUGGUAUGUUCAACAAUAUCACGUCUCAAGAAAUCGAUGUCCUUAUUGGUAAGGAUAGAGAGACCUUUUACACCAGCGGUCUCACUCUGGGCUCAAAGAAGUGUUCAGUCCUCAGAGACAGCCUGCAUGAUGACGGGGACUGGACAAUGGACAUCAGGACGAAGAGCCAAGGAGGAGAACCUACAUACAACGUCUCUGUGGGAAGAGCCGGAAAAGUUUUGGUUCUUGUAAUGGGCAAAGAAGGGGUCCACGGAGGCGGAUUGAAUAAGAAGGCUUUCUCAAUGGCAAAAUACUUGAGGGAUUCAGGGUUUUAAUGUUUUCAAGCUCACUUAGAAAAAAUGAGGGACAAAAAAGAAGAGAAAAGAAAAUAUUGCUGUUAAGAUUUCUCCUGCAAGCAGUCAAAUGUCUUGGAAACUUUUAAUAGCAAUGAAGAGUGGUAAGAUACUGUGUCACCUUAGUUCCCCCCUCCUUCGUCCUGUCUGAGGGGGAGACUCUUCAACUUUGUUCAUUUCUCUUUUUUUCCUUGUGUGCUCCAGCAUUGGUUAUAGUCAUGGGAAAGGAGGCGAUCCAUGGUGGAACUCUUAACAAGAAAGCACAUUCAAUGGCUGACCACCUGAGGAAGUGUGGAUAUUAAGCAACCUCUCCAUCCAUUCAUCAACUUAACAGCGCAUUGUGUUGACACUACUUCCAGGAUUAGAUGGCAUACAAUGUUACUUCUUCCCCAGUCUACUUUUAUACACGCCCCCUUUUUUUUGGCUAAACUCCCCAUACACUCCUGUUUUUCUUUUACUUAAACCUUCCCCACCCCUACCAUUGUACUUCAGUGUUGGCACUAAAGUUAUGGCAUGUUAAUUGAAAUGUUUAUUAACCCAAAAUGUGCAAAAAAUGUUAGCAAAGUGUAAUAAAAGUGAAACACAAAAUUGGACUCGCCUUGUAUAACAUUCACCGGUUAAUAAUCCGAGGAGAAGUACAUAUGUAAUUGUGCUGACAGUUGCAUAGAUAUGCUUUGUGAGCAUUAUUAAAAGAUGCCAUUUUUGAGGUUGUUUUUUUUCAUCAGCAUGUAGGCAUAUAAAGGUUGCAUGCAUACUGUCUCUAGCAUACAAAUCCCAGUCCCUUGCCCUUUUUCUGUCCCUGCGUAAUAUUCCAGCCAAAACCAUCUUCUCAUAUCAUCACGCAUCAGUUUGAAAAAAGAAAAGAAAAAAAAACCUUCCUCUGACAAAGUCCUGUAUGUGAACCAAUGCUCCAUCCUCAAGCCCAACUAUUUUUGUUAACCCCCCCCAUCACAUGCUUUUGCUGUUGUACCUGAAUGUGGUCUUAAAAAGUUAAUGAUGUGGUGUUGGGCUGUUGUUUGAGUGUAGUUUAAGGUCAGCAUCAAGUUGUCAUGACACUUCAACACACCCGGGAUCCUCAGUGGACAUUCCACCUUUGUGACAGCUCACUCAACUUUUGCUGUACAUUUUUCUGAAAGUCAUCACACAUAAUGUGGAGUUAUUUUCCCUCCCCGCCUCCCCUUUGGACCAAUUGUCAGUAUAAAAGGAUGUUCAGAACUGCUUCAGCUUAUCCUGAUUGAUUGUUGGCAUCGCCUGUUGACUGUAAAUCAUAAAGACGACUCCAGAUGACUGUAAAACAUUUUACUGCUUCCUUAGACUUCAACACUACUUAAAUGUUUCAUCACUAAUUGAUUUGUUGCUAACUUCAUGUCCGUAAACCAAUGAAACAGCAUUGUCAUUUUACUACAGUACAAAUGCAUUUUGACUGUAAAUCCAGGCUGUUGGCCUCCAACACUUUGGAAAUAAUUUGCCUUGUGCUUUAGUCAUCAAAGGUGUAUUCACAAAUUGUCAUAGUACGGUACUUAGAGGUAUAUUUAAAAAAAAAAAACAAAAAAAAAAAACAAUGCUGUGUACAAUUAACAUAUUGAAAAUGGUGUUGGUUGGAAUAAGAACAUUUGUAAGUUGUCUUGUGAAAACUUUCUGAGAAUAACUAUUCUGUGCCAUAAAAUUGAUCUGAUCUGUUGCUACUACGAGUUGGAUUUUUAACUGCUGCCCUGGUAAGAAGUAACUUUUAAUGGCACUUCCCGAAGGGAUAUUUUGGCAUCAGUAAUCUCCAGACUUUGUUGACUAUGUACAGAAUUAAACAACGGAAAAAGAAAUUUGAAAUAUUUUGUCUUAUUUUUGUUUUUUUUGAGUUGGAAAAUUUCUUCUGCCACAAAAUCUGCUAUUUCAAAUGCCAUCAAUUGUUGAAGACGUCUUGUUUACAGAUAGAUCAAAUAAAAGUUAUUCCAACCAGA
This is a messenger RNA of Labrus mixtus (cuckoo wrasse), 2598 nucleotides long. Its product is annotated as profilin-2-like. Gene Ontology annotation, cellular component: cytoplasm. The record is from RefSeq and is a predicted model, not a curated record. Gene Ontology annotation, molecular function: actin binding. The transcript has 3 exons. The coding region runs from base 206 to 625 and encodes 139 amino acids. NCBI's taxonomy places the organism in Eukaryota, Metazoa, Chordata, Actinopteri, Labriformes, Labridae. Gene Ontology annotation, biological process: positive regulation of actin filament bundle assembly; regulation of actin filament polymerization; actin cytoskeleton organization.